CAUCGAACCUGUCCUGUCCUGUCCUGUCCCUACUAGACCUUGAAGAAAAAUGUCAACGUUCGCUGACUCUUUCACUCAACUCGGCGACGACUCCAUGGACUCUUUCGACUCAGUCCCACAUCAAGAAGAAGACACCAACGGCUACGAUGGGUACGACCCUUCUCAGCAAUUCGACUCUUUCGCCGACCAGUCCGAUCAUCCCAAGGGCUCGACUCAUGACAUGUUUGCACCGGAUCCGUACACAAACGGGGUAGAGUUUGGCCAAGAUUUUGACGGAUUGAACGGCCCGAUUUUGCCUCCGCCGGAGAUGGAGCCCGAGGAAGGGGUUGCUCUCAGGGAAUGGAGAAGGGAGAAUGCAAUUCGGUUGGAGGAGAAGGAGAAGAAGGAGAAGGAAUUAUUGAGCCAAAUAAUUGAUGAAGCUGAUCAAUUCAAAGUCGAGUUUUAUAAGAAAAGAGAGUUGACCUGUCAAAACAACAAGGCCAGUAACAGAGAGAGAGAAAAGAUAUUUGUAGCCAACCAUGAGAAAUUCCAUGCCGAAACUGAUAAGCAUUACUGGAAAGCAAUCGCAGAACUCAUUCCUAAUGAAGUGCCAACCAUAGAGAAGAGAGGGAAAAAGGAUAAGGUGAAGAAGCCUUCCAUUGUUGUCGUCCAGGGUCCUAAGCCGGGUAAACCAACUGACCGUUCGAGGAUGAGACAGAUACUCGUGAAACUAAAGCACGACACGCCUCCCCACCUGAAGCAUACUCCACCACCACCACCACCACCACCUGUGGCUGCCCCUGCAAAAGAUCAAGAUGCAAAAUCUAGUAAUACUUCUGUCCCGGCCGCUACUCCGGUCACAAGCUCCGCCGAUGCCAUAGUUGCUGCUUAAAUAGCUAUAUUUUAGCAUUUAUCAGCUUUUGUAUUAAAAACU
Messenger RNA from Hibiscus syriacus, 913 nucleotides. RefSeq names its product clathrin light chain 2-like. The record is from RefSeq and is a predicted model, not a curated record. Gene Ontology annotation, biological process: clathrin-dependent endocytosis; intracellular protein transport; clathrin coat assembly. The transcript is spliced from 3 exons. NCBI's taxonomy places the organism in Eukaryota, Viridiplantae, Streptophyta, Magnoliopsida, Malvales, Malvaceae. Gene Ontology annotation, molecular function: clathrin heavy chain binding; structural molecule activity. Gene Ontology annotation, cellular component: clathrin coat of coated pit; clathrin coat of trans-Golgi network vesicle; plasma membrane. The coding region runs from base 50 to 871 and encodes 273 amino acids.